GGCGUGAGGGUGAGCGACACACGGACCGGAAAAACGUUUAGAAUUUUCAAUACAGAGAGAGAGCUAAAAACGCAAAUCCCACAUGGGAUUACAAUAGCUAAGUUCUGUACACCCUCCUUCACGUUUCUAAACUUCAAAAAAGAGUCGACCCAAUUCCCAUUUCUCUUGUCUCUCUCUCUGUUUGGCCCUUUCUGUUCCCAGGGGCUAGAGGGGCUUUGGGAACUUGAGGUGCGUUUUUGGGAUCUUCUCAAGUGAUUUGGGUAUAUCCAGAGACGGGGUGGGAGAAAAAGAGUGUGUGAUGGAGGAGACUAAGUUGUUGCAGUGGACCGUGGUUAGAUCUCUGUUAGCAAUUCUACAAUGGUGGGGUUUCAACGUCACUGUUAUCAUCAUGAACAAGUGGAUCUUUCAGAAACUGGAUUUUAAGUUUCCUCUAUCAGUAUCGUGUAUUCAUUUCAUCUGCUCGUCCAUUGGAGCAUACAUUGUGAUUAACGUGCUGAAGCUUAAACCACUGAUAGUGGUCGACCCUGAAGAUCGCUGGAGGAGAAUAUUUCCCAUGUCAUUUGUGUUCUGUAUUAACAUUGUGCUGGGGAAUGUGAGCUUACGUUACAUCCCAGUUUCGUUUAUGCAAACAAUUAAGUCAUUCACUCCUGCUACUACGGUUGUUUUGCAGUGGCUUGUUUGGAAAAAAUACUUCAACUGGAGAAUUUGGGCUUCUUUGGUUCCCAUUGUUGGAGGAAUUCUUCUCACAUCAGUAACAGAGCUUAGUUUUAAUAUGUUUGGAUUCUGUGCUGCCUUAUUUGGCUGUCUUGCUACUUCCACAAAAACUAUCCUUGCAGAAUCUCUGUUACAUGGAUACAAAUUUGACAGCAUCAACACAGUGUACUAUAUGGCACCUUUUGCAACCAUGAUACUGGCAGUACCUGCAAUGCUACUCGAAGGUAAUGGGGUCUUGGAAUGGCUUCAAACCCACGAGUCUGUUUCUUCGUCCCUCGUCAUUAUCUUCAGCUCUGGGGUGAUGGCUUUCUGUCUUAACUUCUCCAUCUUUUAUGUGAUUCACUCCACAACUGCUGUCACAUUUAAUGUUGCUGGAAACUUGAAGGUUGCAGUUGCUGUCCUUGUUUCAUGGCUGAUAUUCCAAAACCCAAUUUCGGGUUUAAAUGCUGUUGGAUGUGCCAUUACCCUUGUUGGAUGUACGUUCUACGGGUAUGUGAGGCACAUGCUCUCACAACAGCCGCCAGGGACUCCUCGAACACCCCGAACACCGCGGAAUCUGAUGGAGCUGCUUCCGCUUGUAAAUGAUAAAAUAGAUGACAAAGUUUGACUUUUGAGAUGAAGUUGAAUGUGAGGACAUUGGCGGAGGAUCUUAUAGGGAUUUGGAUAUAAAAGGUACAAAGAAGAGAGACUUCACUCUGUCGUGUAGACGUGAUUAGUUCACUUGAAAUUUUUUAAUAUAAUCUUUUUUCAUCUAA
Messenger RNA from Carya illinoinensis, 1469 nucleotides. RefSeq names its product UDP-galactose transporter 1. Gene Ontology annotation, cellular component: Golgi apparatus. Gene Ontology annotation, molecular function: antiporter activity. The record is from RefSeq and is a predicted model, not a curated record. NCBI's taxonomy places the organism in Eukaryota, Viridiplantae, Streptophyta, Magnoliopsida, Fagales, Juglandaceae. The transcript has 5 exons. The coding region runs from base 299 to 1321 and encodes 340 amino acids.